Messenger RNA from Engraulis encrasicolus (European anchovy), 645 nucleotides. RefSeq names its product ubiquinol-cytochrome-c reductase complex assembly factor 3. The transcript is spliced from 2 exons. NCBI's taxonomy places the organism in Eukaryota, Metazoa, Chordata, Actinopteri, Clupeiformes, Engraulidae. Gene Ontology annotation, biological process: mitochondrial respiratory chain complex III assembly. The record is from RefSeq and is a predicted model, not a curated record. The coding region runs from base 118 to 366 and encodes 82 amino acids.
CAUCGCGGUGUGUCAUGCAGACUUGACCUAGCUAGCCCAACAUACCAGCAAGUUAGCAAGCCGAAGCACUGAAAUCACGUUUCAUACCUAAAUCAGGAUAAACCCUAUGCCGGCGACAUGAGUAGUAUGCGAACCAUCCUAACCAGCACAGCGCUUGUUGGUGCUGUCGGUAUCGGAUAUGGAAUGUGGUCCAUUAUUUCACCAUCGGAAGAGAGGAAAAGGGAAAUACUGAAGAAUCUCCCUGAAUCCAACCCGUUACGCAUGGAUGAAACUCGCAGACGGAACGCCAUGAUGAUGCAGGUGUUGAAGGAAGCUUCGGAGACCACUGAUAAUAUUGCGCGUGGAUUUGGAGGUUCCAGUAAAUGAACUUGAAACAAACCCGAAGAACUUAAACCUACUCUCACGAGCAAGACAACCUUGGUCAUGCAAAUGGAACAUGAGGCGAUAGGCUACAGAUAAUUCACAUGUUAAAAUGUUUUUUCACUAUUCACUUUUCAGACACCCAGGCCUUGUGUAGUGAAAGGAUUCAUAAUAAUUUAUUGCUGCCCUCCUAGAGUGGAGUAAACACUGUAAUCGUGUCGUGAAAUGAGUAGUUGCCUACAUUCAUGUUAUCUUAUUUGUAAUAAACUGUUCAUCAGUGUGGAA